AUGGCUGGCACCUACCUGCCCCUCGCCGCCCUCCUCCUCGCCACCGCCGUCGCCAUUCUCGCGGCCACAUCCGCCGUUCCAGUAGUGGCCGCCGCCGCCGCCGACAAGUACAGCGGCAGGAUGGUCAUCAUCCACGCCCCCGGGUCAAGUAGGGUCGUCUCCGCUGGCGGUGCUCUUAACAAGUGGCAACAGCAGCGGCGCCUGGUGGAGGACGAGGUGGCGCCCGAGUUCGGCAGCCUGCUGGGGGCGGGAAACGGCGGCGGCCACGUCUCCACCGAUGCCUUGAACCCGAACAGGCCGCUUUGCCUGCCGCACGCCCAGUGCGCCGCCCACGGGCCGGGAGGUUCCAACACCCGGCCGUGCACGUACAUUGAACACUGCGCCCACACCCCCACUGUCGCCGGGCACGCACGCGCCGUGCAUGGGUGA
Molecule: messenger RNA, 429 nt
Organism: Miscanthus lutarioriparius
Lineage: Eukaryota; Viridiplantae; Streptophyta; Magnoliopsida; Poales; Poaceae
Source: the annotation of a GenBank genome assembly